AUGCAGCUCGGACAGCUCAUCAAUCUGAUCUUGGUGCUCGCUUGGCGCAACCUUUUCCUGCCGACUACUAAUCCAACCGCACUGACCGAGAGUCGGGCAGGAUUUGUCGAACUGCAGUAUUUGAUAUCUUCAGUCCGAAGAAUUGUAGAGAACUACGUAACUAAGUACGGCGGCGAGGUGAGUUUGUUCUUAGCUUAUUACCAAGAGGGAAAAAACCUGGCAACCAAGUUCUAG
Messenger RNA from Colletotrichum tamarilloi, 234 nucleotides. RefSeq lists its product as uncharacterized. Lineage: Eukaryota; Fungi; Ascomycota; Sordariomycetes; Glomerellales; Glomerellaceae. The transcript has a single exon. The record is from RefSeq and is a predicted model, not a curated record. Bases 1 to 234 code for a protein of 77 amino acids.